Molecule: messenger RNA, 3885 nt
Organism: Ustilaginoidea virens
Lineage: Eukaryota; Fungi; Ascomycota; Sordariomycetes; Hypocreales; Clavicipitaceae
Exons: 2
Coding region: 1-3885 (1294 amino acids)
Source: RefSeq, a predicted model, not a curated record
AUGGAUAGAAACAGCAGCAUUGCUUCCCUCUCCACUGUCUCCCCCAGACAAGGGAGGUCAAGGACGCACAGUGUUUCUAGCGAUCGACCGUCGACUAUCGGAUUCGGCCUCGUCUUGCCACCCGUGUCCGUGUCUCCCGAGCCCUCUUUCAUCGCCGCAAGCGCUGCUUCCCAGAUCAUCACCAAUGGUCUCGACAGCCAUGCAGACGCCUGGUAUGACCAAAACGGCAUCGAACCGCCGACCGAACCCGCUAUCGUGUCGGACCCUGCCUUGCAGCUGGUCAAUGGCUUCAUAGAUCAACUCUUGCUCAACUUCCUCCAACUCUCAAAAUCUACAGCCUUGCCUGCGCUUCGCCCAGCCGUCGUUGAGGUGCUUAAACCGAAGCUUGCCAAGGAUGCCAUCGGCACUGCCGACGACGAACUGAAAGAAUACCUCGGAGGUGCAAAUGAAGACGACUAUACGCAACCCGACGCGUCGAACCCCGCAAGAAAUUGGGACCUGGAACUGGUUUGGAAAAGAACGCGACUCCGCUGCAUGGUGUAUUCGUCGCUGGGCGACAUGGAAGAGGAGGACGAAGACCAGUACAUGCAGGCCGACAAUCUCGAAGUCGGGGCCCAUGAGCAAAUGUCCGACGUCAUAUCCCCCGCCGUCGCCAUCUUUCUCACGUCGGUCCUCGAAUACAUGGGCGAGCUGACACUGACCGUGGCUGGCCAAGCCGCUUACCAACGAGUCAGAUCCAAGAUUGAGAAGGAGCUCAAGGAUGGCUCUCGCGGCGCAUCUGAUCCGGCAGACUGUAUUGUCGUCAGAGACGCUGACGUGGAACGCGUUGCGCUCGACCGCACUCUGGGGCGCCUGUGGCGGGGAUGGAAGAAGAGAUUGAGGACUCCCAUCACCGACCUAGCCGGACGACAGUUCCCAAAGGCGUCUCCAAGCCCACCGACACAGGAGCGGACGGCCCCGGGAUCCGACGCUCCACCUCUGCCCAAACCUGCAGCCGGUGACAAUAACGGUCGAGGCAGAACGCCGCCUAAGCAACCACCCGUCGUCAAGGACGUCCAAGCAGCAUAUAUUCCUUUGCCCAUUCGAGACAAUGACGUGGAAGAAAUCGAGGUUCCUGGCUUGGCACGAUACAGCGACGACGAAGCUGAUUAUGAGCGGGAGCACAAGCAACGCACGCCCGAGCGGCCCAAGAGUCUGGUGCUUGUCUCGUCUAUAAUUGCCAAUGGCCUGCCAACUCCUUCCGGAUCUCAGCCGCAUACUCCUUCGAUCGCUUCCCGGAAGCGAUCCAUGUCGCUGCCGACACCUGCCGUCCCUCUGUUUCAUUUGGUAAAUCGCAAGCAAUCGCGGUCCGCUGCAUCUGACACGGGACCAGAUGAGGAAGCAGGAAAAGGGCGAGGCGUCACGGGGCGGACCAAGGCCAAAAUGUCAGCAUCUGGAACCGUCCGCAUGGCCCAGAGCCAGUCGAGCGCUGCUGUUAUCCUGAACGAAGCCUCGGAUAGUGAAAGCGCCGAAUCCGACUACGAGGAUGCUCAGGAGAUUGCUUACGAAAAAGCCGAGAUAAUGACGUCCUCACGAAUAUCGGUACCCGGGAGUUUUCAAUCGAGUGAUUCCGAUAACAUGGGCAGAGUCGGCUCGAUGAAGCGAUCUUCAAGCGUGCACUCUGCACGCAUCAUUGACGUGCAAGGACCUAGAAGUCCCGGGCGUAGCCCUGCACACUCUCGGCCAGGCUCCCUCGGGACUCUGGACCGCACUCGCAGUGUAGGCUUGUCCGGCUUGGCCGUCGCCAAGGCCCUCGCGAGAGUCGCGGCUGCAGAGGACAAGCCCAAGCAAGUCACGAGCGAGCCGAUGGCUCAGACAGCCGUUGGAACUCAAGGCGUCGGAACCGCUUCUGAGAAGAGAAACUCGUCGGCUCCGCAGACACCAUCCAUCUCGGAGCUCGACGAGGAGCAAGCACAGCGACAGCUGAGCAAUGUUCCCUCCCAGCUUGACAAGUCGCCAGAUGCCGCAGCGGUGCCGACAGCUGGCGCGACUUCAACACAAACCCGCAAAACCAAAACGGGACCGUCCCUGACCACGAACGCCAAGACUCAGGCGGGCAUUUUCGAACAAUCAGCGGGUAACGCCAGAGCCGCGACUCUGCCCGCCACUCCGCCAACGCCGGAAAUCCAGCAACUGCAAAACGUGCCCGACCUACCUCGCAAGAACCCCGGUCACGCCGCCAGAAGCAGCCCCAAGGCCGACACGAAAGGACUGCUGUCGAUUGAGCCGGCGAAAGCGGGCGAGUCAGUCGAGCUGAGCCCGCCGCUUCAGGGCAGCAGCAGCGUGCGCCAGCUGCACACGUCUGCUUCUUCUGUUUCGUCGGCAGCGUCUCGGCUCAAACCGCUGCGCACAUCGGAGGACGGCUCCAGUCGGUCGGAGAGUGUAGCUCGCAACUUUGAAGAGCUUAUCCAGAGCAACCAGACAAUCACAUACACGCUUACCCCAGAGAACAUGCGUGACAUUGAUGCGAAAUCAUUCAUAGAAGGCCCCGUCGUGACAAGGCGCAAGAGCGAAGACCCCAAGUCAUCACCUCUGGCCGCUCAGUCCAGCGCAGGCAGACUGCCCUCGCCCCAUUCGCCUACUGCUCCUGGUCCAGAGAGCAGUGCUUCGGAUAAGCCUUAUGCACCAGUUCCUCAAUCACCAGUUGGCCCGGGAGUGUCGAUUGGACGCGGAAGCGGCCAGCUUGCCAAGAACGCUCGCACGCCAGCGACAUCCACUUCCGACAUUGCAAUAUUCAUCAAAUCCACCGGGCCUGCAGACGACGACAGGUCGCGCGCCGUCCCGAGGCUCUCUUCACCUGCCAGCCCAGUCAACAGCCAAAGUGACCCCCGACGUGCCUCCACGACGGGCAGCUUCAGCCGCUCCCGCUACCAACCCCGCGGCGCGGCCGUGGACAGCAGCGUCGACAACUCGGACCUGAUCGACUUUAUUCGGCAAGGGCCGCCGAUUGCGGCGAGCAGCCACCGCAUUCCCCGCCACGUCGCUCCUUUCCGCAACACCAUGGACUCGGAUCAACUGUCUGGCGCUGGCGGCAAAGCCGUAGAUGCCACCCUGCCAGACAUGCGCAGCAGCCUGGCGUCGACCAACGUGACGGAGAGUUCCAGGCCGUCGAUACAGUCGUCGGUCAAUUCCAAGUCGGCCCUGCUCAGGAGCAGGACGUCGUCGGCUGUCCCGAGCCACCUCUUUGACGGGGACGACAUGGCGAUGCCCAAGCGCAAGACGAGGAGGGUGCGUGAUCCGUACGCCAUCGACCUCAGCGACGAGGAAGACGCGGACGGGGACGAGGCUUGCGCCCUCGGCACGCCAAAGUCGCCCGCCAGGAAAGAGGAAAGCCUGGCCGAGUUCCUGCGCAACUGCGAGCCGCCCCUGGAGCCGGCGUCGCCGCAUCCCCUGUCGGGGCUGCCCAGGAAGAAGUCCAGCGCCCCCAGCCUGGUCAGCAGGCUCACGCGCAGCAGCCGCGGCAGGGAGUCGCCGCCCUUUGGCAAGGCCGCGGACGCAAAGUCCAUCAACAGCUGCGGCGGCAGCAACACGAGGGGCUACAUCCCCAUCCAGGUCAACAUGCCCGCGGGAAGCGACGCGCACGCGCCGGCCGGCCACAGCCAGGCCGCCCGGCCGAUGGCCCCGCCCUCGCGCCCCAAGGUGCCCAUGAGGAAGUACGAGCCGCGCGAGGCCGUCGUCAAGCGCAGCCAGACGGACGACCUGGCCGACUUCUUGCGCGACUCGGCGCCGCCCCCGGCGGGCCGUUUUCCGGCGGCGGCGGAUCCGGCCCCGGCCCGGACCGAGGGCGGCAGCGGCAGCGGCAUGUCGAGGGUGUUUGGGCGGAGGAAGAAGCUGCUGGCUGCUUGA